Octopus bimaculoides (California two-spot octopus) is the source of this 904-nucleotide messenger RNA. Its product is annotated as gremlin-2. Gene Ontology annotation, molecular function: BMP binding; receptor ligand activity. Lineage: Eukaryota; Metazoa; Mollusca; Cephalopoda; Octopoda; Octopodidae. Gene Ontology annotation, biological process: animal organ morphogenesis. The record is from RefSeq and is a predicted model, not a curated record.
GCUAUCUUGACGGACGUAUCUUCGCACCUAGUCCGGCGGUGUGAUCUUGUUCACAUCAAACUCUGUUCUUGUAGCGUCGCCACGUUUGCCAUAAGCAUCUUAAAAGGAGGAAUGGGGAAAAUAUGGAAGCUUCUUGCAGUGACUAUAGACAAAACUGAUUGAUCCAACAGUAAACAGUUUACAUCCGACUCGAUCCCUCUCAAGAUGUUGAAGAUGUUCCACCUGCAGUAGAAUUAACACAAAUUUGAUGCAUGCUUGUGACCUGUCAGUGAGCAUCGUACUGCUGCUCUACGUAACCCUACCUUGCGGUGGCUGGGACUUCCCACCACAUGGCAGGAAAAUACGAAUUCCGCUACGUGUUUCAAACCGCUCUUCAGUGUUCUAUCAGAGAGCCAAAUUACCGCUGCGGGAGGAGUCCAGUAUGAUAAUUACACCAAAAUUGAAGAAAGAGGAUGAUAGCUUUAAUAUCGGCUUACCUCAUCAUCGGCGACAGGAAUCUUCUGGAUCGAGACAGGACAAAUUACCAAUUAAAGGAAGCAAAACUGCAUUCACUGUAACAAGAAAGAGCUACCUGCGUAAAGAAUGGUGUAAGACUGAACUAUUGAAACAGGUGAUACGAGAGGAAGGCUGCUUGCGACAAACUGUUUUGAAUCGCUUUUGCUACGGGCAAUGUAAUUCGUUCUUUAUACCACGUAGUGGUAAACAUGAUGGUGGGGGAGCAGCAUUCAUGGCGUGCGGCUACUGUAAGCCGAGGCGUUACACUUGGAUUAGGGUGACACUACGAUGUCAAGGCGCAAAACAUAUGCGGUUCAAACGCAGGAAAGUACAAAGGAUUAAACAAUGCAAAUGCAUGGCACAGAAAGUAGAUGGACUUUCAUAGAAUUCAGCCACAGUACUACAGGGA